AUGGGCUGGCCCGAGGAGACGGCUUUGCAGUUGACUGCUCUGUGCGAAAACAAGUACAAGCGUGUGUGCCCGGCGAGACGCUCCUGUACCACACCGUGUGUGCCCGGCGAGACGCUCCUGUACCACACCGUGUGUGCCCGGCGAGACGCUCCUGUACCACAGCGUGUGUGCCCGGCGAGACGCUCCUGUACCACACCGCGUGUGCCCGGCGAGACGCUCCUGUACCACACCGCGUGUGCCCGGCGAGACGCUCCUGUACCACAGCGCGUGUGCCCGGCGAGACGCUCCUGUACCACACCGUGUGUGCCCGGCGAGACGCUCCUGUACCACACCGUGUGUGCCCGGCGAGACGCUCCUGUACCACAGCGUGUGUGCCCGGCGAGACGCUCCUGUACCACACCGCGUGUGCCCGGCGAGACGCUCCUGUACCACAGCGCGUGUGCCCGGCGAGACGCUCCUGUACCACACCGCGUGUGCCCGGCGAGACGCUCCUGUACCACACCGCGUGUGCCCGGCGAGACGCUCCUGUACCACACCGCGUGUGCCCGGCGAGACGCUCCUGUACCACACCGCGUGUGCCCGGCGAGACGCUCCUGUACCACAGCGUGUGUGCCCGGCGAGACGCUCCUGUACCACACCGUGUGUGUCCGGCGAGACGCUCCUGUACCACACCGCGUGUGCCCGGCGAGACGCUCCUGUACCACAGCGUGUGUGCCCGGCGAGACGCUCCUGUACCACACCGUGUGUGCCCGGCGAGACGCUCCUGUACCACAGCGUGUGUGCCCGGCGAGACGCUCCUGUACCACACCGUGUGUGCCCGGCGAGACGCUCCUGUACCACACCGUGUGUGCCCGGCGAGACGCUCCUGUACCACACCGUGUGUGCCCGGCGAGACGCUCCUGUACCACAGCGUGUGUGCCCGGCGAGACGCUCCUGUACCACACCGCGUGUGCCCGGCGAGACGCUCCUGUACCACACCGCGUGUGCCCGGCGAGACGCUCCUGUACCACACCGCGUGUGCCCGGCGAGACGCUCCUGUACCACACCGCGUGUGCCCGGCGAGACGCUCCUGUACCACAGCGCGUGUGCCCGGCGAGACGCUCCUGUACCAAACCGUGUGUGCCCGGCGAGACGCUCCUGUACCACAGCGUGUGUGCCCGGCGAGACGCUCCUGUACCACACCGCGUGUGCCCGGCGAGACGCUCCUGUACCACACCGCGUGUGCCCGGCGAGACGCUCCUGUACCACACCGCGUGUGCCCGGCGAGACGCUCCUGUACCACACCGUGUGUGCCCGGCGAGACGCUCCUGUACCACACCGUGUGUGCCCGGCGAGACGCUCCUGUACCACAGCGUGUGUGCCCGGCGAGACGCUCCUGUACCACACCGCGUGUGCCCGGCGAGACGCUCCUGUACCACAGCGUGUGUGCCCGGCGAGACGCUCCUGUACCACACCGCGUGUGCCCGGCGAGACGCUCCUGUACCACACCGUGUGUGCCCGGCGAGACGCUCCUGUACCACACCGUGUGUGCCCGGCGAGACGCUCCUGUACCACACCGUGUGUGUCCGGCGAGACGCUCCUGUACCACAGCGUGUGUGCCCGGCGAGACGCUCCUGUACCACACCGCGUGUGCCCGGCGAGACGCUCCUGUACCACACCGCGUGUGCCCGGCGAGACGCUCCUGUACCACAGCGCGUGUGCCCGGCGAGACGCUCCUGUACCACACCGCGUGUGCCCGGGGAGACGCUCCUGUACCACACCGCGUGUGCCCGGCGAGACGCUCCUGUACCACACCGCGUGUGCCCGGCGAGACGCUCCUGUACCACACCGCGUGUGCCCGGCGAGACGCUCCUGUACCACACCGUGUGUGCCCGGCGAGACGCUCCUGUACCACACCGUGUGUGCCCGGCGAGACGCUCCUGUACCACACCGCGUGUGCCCGGGGAGACGCUCCUGUACCACACCGCGUGUGCCCGGCGAGACGCUCCUGUACCACACCGUGUGUGCCCGGCGAGACGCUCCUGUACCACACCGUGUGUGCCCGGCGAGACGCUCCUGUACCACACCGUGUGUGCCCGGCGAGACGCUCCUGUACCACACCGCGUGUGCCCGGCGAGACGCUCCUGUACCACACCGCGUGUGCCCGGCGAGACGCUCCUGUACCACAGCGUGUGUGCCCGGCGAGACGCUCCUGUACCACACCGCGUGUGCCCGGGGAGAUGCUCCUGUACCACACCGUGUGUGCCCGGCGAGACGCUCCUGUACCACACCGUGUGUGCCCGGCGAGACGCUCCUGUACCACACCGUGUGUGCCCGGCGAGACGCUCCUGUACCACACCGUGUGUGCCCGGCGAGACGCUCCUGUACCACACCGCGUGUGCCCGGGGAGAUGCUCCUGUACCACACCGUGUGUGCCCGGCGAGACGCUCCUGUACCACACCGUGUGUGCCCGGCGAGACGCUCCUGUACCACACCGUGUGUGCCCGGCGAGACGCUCCUGUACCACACCGUGUGUGCCCGGCGAGACGCUCCUGUACCACACCGUGUGUGCCCGGCGAGACGCUCCUGUACCACACCGCGUGUGCCCGGCGAGACGCUCCUGUACCACAGCGCGUGUGCCCGGCGAGACGCUCCUGUACCACAGCGUGUGUGCCCGGCGAGACGCUCCUGUACCACACCGUGUGUGCCCGGCGAGACGCUCCUGUACCACAGCGUGUGUGCCCGGCGAGACGCUCCUGUACCACAGCGUGUGUGCCCGGCGAGACGCUCCUGUACCACAGCGUGUGUGCCCGGCGAGACGCUCCUGUACCACACCGUGUGUGCCCGGCGAGACGCUACUGUACCACACCGUGUGUGCCCGGCGAGUUGCUCCUGUACCACACCGCGUGUGCCCGGCGAGACGCUUCUGUACCACACCGUGUGUGCCCGGCGAGACGCUCCUGUACCACAGCGUGUGUGCCCGGCGAGACGCUCCUGUACCACAGCGAGGCCACAGGACGCAGCCGUUCCCCGCGGAGUCUGAUGCGAGCCGAGGAGCUCGCCCUUCACUUGUUCUCCGCGUGUUCGCCGCGCUCCCCGCGGGUCUGA
Molecule: messenger RNA, 3087 nt
Organism: Bacillus rossius redtenbacheri
Lineage: Eukaryota; Metazoa; Arthropoda; Insecta; Phasmatodea; Bacillidae
Exons: 3
Coding region: 1-3087 (1028 amino acids)
Source: RefSeq, a predicted model, not a curated record